Colletotrichum lupini is the source of this 2541-nucleotide messenger RNA. Its product is annotated as fungal specific transcription factor. Lineage: Eukaryota; Fungi; Ascomycota; Sordariomycetes; Glomerellales; Glomerellaceae. Gene Ontology annotation, biological process: regulation of DNA-templated transcription; DNA-templated transcription. Gene Ontology annotation, molecular function: DNA binding; DNA-binding transcription factor activity, RNA polymerase II-specific; protein binding. The coding region runs from base 1 to 2541 and encodes 846 amino acids. The transcript is spliced from 8 exons. The record is from RefSeq and is a predicted model, not a curated record.
AUGGAGACAUCCAAGCCCAAAAGAGUCAGGAGGAGAAAGGCCUGCGAUCUGUGCUAUCAUAAGAAGAUCAAAUGUGAUGCAAAAGAGCCACGAUGUUCCGGUUGCAAGUUAUACAACUCAGAGUGCACUUACACUGGCCCGACGAGGGCGACUGCCGCGAAGUCGAAUCAAUCCAAGAAGAUCGAGAUGCUGGAAGCAAGACUAGCGCAACUGGAGGCCCAAAAACAACCUUCGCCCAAGGCACCCAACCCAGAAUUCUUGCUGACAUCUUCGGUGCCCGAUUCGGCUGCAAGUAUCUCUGAAGAGGAGCAGCAUCUCUGGGCGACAAAUACUGAUUCAACACUCAACGAAUCACCCGGCUCCUCUACUAACCCAGGCUCAAGCAUCUCGGGUCGCGAAUCCAGCAAAACACUCCCGCCCUUGCGUCAGAUCCUGCCUUCAAUAGAAGACUACUUUCAGACCUCGAAUCAGGUGCUCCCUCUAUUUGAGCGAGAAAGCUUCGUUAAGAUGCUGCGAAGUUGGUACGCGUAUCCGGCGCACCGUAAAUCAGACGUCUGGGCCGCCAUCAACGUUGUCUUGGCCCUGGCACACCGGCACUCCUACGCUUCCAGUUACGAAGAGACGCAGAAUAUGCAGCGAUAUAUCGACAAUGUUCAAUCCGUCUUGAACAAAUUGGUCAUCAAUGAACCAAGUAUGCUGGUCUUGCAGACUUUACUUGGACUGGUACUCGUAUUCCACGGCUCAGCGGACCAGGGCCCGGCGUCCAUACUGAUUGCAUCUGCAAUUAGGCUUUGCCAUAGCCUUAGACUCCAUACAAAGUCUACGGCGCAGGAAUUCGAGCCGGCUGAGGCUCUCCAGAGGAGUCGAGUCUUUUGGAUCGCCUUCAUACUCGACCGCGACCUAGCAAUGAGAUUGACGCAGCCGCCUAUGCAUCAGGAGUCAGAGAUCGACAUAGAGAUUCCAUCUCUACAUCCUCCGGAUGAUGUAGGUAUAAUCAUGGGGUUCUCUGGCCAAAAGUUCAAUUACUUCCGCAGUACUGUUCAGCUCGCCUACAUCCAGGGAAAGCUGUAUCACAUGUGUUUCUCCGUUCGGGCUCUCAAGCUUCCAGACCAACAAAAGAGUCAGAACAUGCUUCGCAUCCGCGAGAUGCUGGAAAAUUGGCAAAAUUCAAUACCUAUCGAGUUCCAGCCAGAGCUGGCAGCAGCAACCGUGGCCGCUGAGUACCUUCGGUACAUUUGCCUACUUCACUACACCCACCUGCAGCUCAUCGCGACAACGCACUACGCCGACUCGCACCAUCUCGAGUGGCUUCAAGGGCUGCUCAGCUGUAACAAGGGGAGCACUCCGGCAGCGCGGUCCGACCUGGCAGCACGGCUUCCGAACUGCUGGGACAAGCUGGUAACGGAGGCACGGACUUGCAUGCAUCUCUAUGCUGCAACACCCGAGAAUGACUCUGCUCUCACUUGGCUAGUGUCGUGCGGCUACUUGACAAGUAUCAUGUUCAUCACCGUAAACAACCUGGCCUGUCCAGAUAGCCCGUGUCGACUGACGGAUCAAAGCAAUGUCGAAUCGGCAUUACUCCUACUCGAGCGUCUCAUAAAGGCUACAGACGACGGAAGACUCAAGAGGAUCCACAGUGCUUGCAAAGACAUCAACGAGAGGGCGCGAAUUACCGUGUUGUCAAGUUCAUCAGACGAAUUCUCACACUUCAAUCCUCCCGGGCUUGAAUUCGGAGAUGAAGACCCUCUUGAUGACGGAAGGUGGGGACUAGUCGACAACAACUUUUGGACGAUGAACGAGUCUCUCUUCUCAUUUCCUACCGACCACAGCAUCCCGCUGCCCACAGAUGUCGGUGAUGAGGACUUCUUCUCACGACCAUCGACUCCUGAUUCUGGUGAGCGCGUCACCCUCAAAUGCGGCGAAAAAGUCUUCACGUUCAGCAAGUCAAAGCUGGUCAAGGACUCUGACUACUUCAGAUCAUGCCUCAACAGCUCCAAUUUCGUCGAGGGCAGGACUUCCGUCAUAGAGUUCGACGAUAUCGAGCCAAAGGUUCUCAAGGCUUACCUACGCAUCGUCGAUAUGACGACUACCGGCAACCCAUUCGAUGAGUUCAUAGCUAUGACCAAGUGGUGUAGGGAACAUGCGCAGGACUUCGUUACCGUGAUUGAAGUUUACCGACUUGCCGACCGGUUGCUGAACGAGCCUGUGCGUGUUGAACUGGCCGAGUCUAUCCUGACUUACAUGCAGCAUGAAGCAGUGACGACGGUAAACAAAUCAUCGCCAGAGGGUAUCAAAUGGCUAUUCAACACAUACAAGAACGCAUAUGACAACUUGGAUCCCAACAUUCCCGAUGAGGCCAAUCUCCAGUCUCAGAUUGCGGAGGUUUGCUGUCAACAAAUCGACAUUGACAAAACCUACGCUUUAGCCCGCACAACUACCGAGGGAGAGGCUUUUCUGGAGGCCGUGCUGAUGGCCACGACUCAACCUUUUGAGAGCUUCAUCGCCUUUGUCGCCAUGCCCAUCAACAAUCGAGCCGGGUAG